This is a messenger RNA of Durio zibethinus, 794 nucleotides long. Lineage: Eukaryota; Viridiplantae; Streptophyta; Magnoliopsida; Malvales; Malvaceae. The record is from RefSeq and is a predicted model, not a curated record.
AAUUCUCGUAAAAUUGGUGGCCUUGGUUCAAAUUAACCAAAAUGGUGUACGUAUUUGGUAAGGCCAUUACUGAUGAAACUCUUAGGGCAAAACCGGAAUACCAGGGCAAGGCAAUAACACUCAAUGACAGAGCACGUGAGGCUCUAAUAAUGAAAAAUUCAGAGGACAGAGAUGUUAUGGUUCGCCAACAAGUCGAGAAACUCAUGGAGAAAGUAGGCGUUCGUGUGUUUACAGUUUGCCUAAUUUACAAUGCCACUGGGGACACCUUAACGUUGGUUACUUAUCGUGACUGGUCCGGCCAUAUUGGAUUCACCCCAUACCCACCAAAGAUUGAAAAUGGGCAGUUUGGUGUGUUUCUGCACGUUGGAGAUGUUGACACCUCUGAUGCUAGUUCAGUCGGGGCUGUCGUUUAUCGUGGUAAAAAAAUGGCUGGUGAAGACUGUGACUGGAUGCAAGCCUGGACUAACAAAAAGUCUAACCAGGCUUAUUCUGAGAUCCGUGAAGUUGACCACUGGAAGAUUGGUGAUGACGGAAUCUGGGACGUUGUCUAUAAUAAAAUGAGCAAGUCCAGCGUCAUGAACAUCGAAAAAUGGGAAGGAGUUUCCUCAGUUGUUGUCAUUGGCAACGACAGGUGCUCAAUCUUUGAGGCAAUUCUCCAGCAUCCAAACUAAGUGUUGCUAUCCUUGGUCAAUACCGAAGAUCCCAAGCCGUUAAUGAUGUAUUAUACUAUGGAAUAAUUAAAUAAUUUGACAGCUUGGUUGUUGUGUGUGCUAUAUAUAUUUAUAUAUUAACUA